Marmota monax (woodchuck) is the source of this 980-nucleotide messenger RNA. It is a transcript of the gene Tmem31, whose product is annotated as transmembrane protein 31. The coding region runs from base 389 to 904 and encodes 171 amino acids. The record is from RefSeq and is a predicted model, not a curated record. The transcript has 6 exons. NCBI's taxonomy places the organism in Eukaryota, Metazoa, Chordata, Mammalia, Rodentia, Sciuridae.
UUCACGACCCAGAGUUCCCCUGACCAGACCAGAGGGGCUUUUUUUUUUUUUUUCUCUUUCUGGCAGGGAGGCAUUAUGGGUUUGUGCCCCUCCCCCAGCUGGGAAAGGAAGUGUCUACGUGGCCUGCGGAAAUAGGAUAGGCGGAAAUGAGCUAAGGUCCCCGCGAGUGGGGAAGAGCGAGGUCAAAGUAAAGCCACGCCCCCGAGCCUGUUGCGCAAUUCUCCGAGCAGGGGAAAAAAAAGGCAAAAUCGAAGUUUUGAUGUGUGUGCGCGAAUGGGGGUGAUAUCUGUAAGGGAGGAGGACUGAGAAGCUAGAGAGAGAAGAUAUUCCAAAUCAAGCUGGGGAGUGAAGACACAGUGUGGGAGGUGAUCAUUCUACUGUAGAAGAAAUGGGGUUAAUAAACAAGAAUGAGGGAGAACAACAGUCCAAGCUCAACAACUCUGAUAUGUCCAGUGAAGAUCAAGAAGAAAUCCAACAAUCAGAAGAGCAUACUCCAGCAGGGCAGCAAACACAAAGAGCAGACACACGGCCAUCCAGAUGUCAAUUGCCUUCACAUAGGAUACCUAUAACAUCCACCAACAGGGCAGUCAGCCAUCUUGACAUCCUUCCAUGGUCUAUCCAGUGGAUUUCUAGCCUGUAUCAACUGCCUGAUGUUCUUCCGUUUUAUCCUGAAUUUCUUUUGUUUUUUGAAGAAGCUUUCCAUGAUAUGUCCCAUUGUCUGAAAGCUCAUGUCAAAGAGAUUGCCCUACUUAUCAUCUUUCACUUCUCUGCACUCUCCACCUUCUAUUUCCAUCUGCAUUUCCUCCCUGUACUUAUUUUCCUUUCUUCCUUUAUCACCUUGCCCGACUUCCUUCUGCUUUUUAUUAUUCUUUUCAUUCGUCUUCUGAUUCUUUUAUUUCAAUAAACAACAGUAAUCACGAGUACUGCAUUUGUUUGCCUGUGUUAUCUCCUCAAGUUCUUAUAACCCUGGUGGUAACUGG